Messenger RNA from Triticum aestivum (bread wheat), 842 nucleotides. RefSeq names its product universal stress protein PHOS32. Lineage: Eukaryota; Viridiplantae; Streptophyta; Magnoliopsida; Poales; Poaceae. The record is from RefSeq and is a predicted model, not a curated record. Bases 136 to 618 code for a protein of 160 amino acids. The transcript is spliced from 4 exons.
CGAAUAAUACUACUCCUAGAUCCUUUUGUUAUCUAUUUAAGGACCUGACCACAGCUGAAACCUCACUGCCAUUGUUAGACACACUGGUCUGGAAUCAAAAACCUGUUUGUGUUUAUCUGAGCUUUGCAGGACAUCAUGGGUGGGAGGAAUAUUGGAGUUGCUGUGGACUUCUCAUCGUGCAGCAAAGCGGCUCUGCGAUGGGCGUCAACCAACCUUGCCAGGAGCGGUGACCAACUCGUGCUUAUCCAUGUCAACAAUUCCUACCAGAAUGAGCAAGGAGCGAUGCAUCUCUGGGAACAGAGUGGUUCACCGCUCAUCCCUCUGGUAGAGUUCUCAGACCCCCAUGUCACCAAGAAGUACGGACUGUUGCCGGACAAGGAGACACUGGAGAUCCUGGCCCAAGUGGCACAUCAGAGCGGGGUUGAGGUGUAUGGGAAGAUAUUCUACGGCGACCCGACCAAGAAGGUGUGCGAGGCAGUCGACCUGGUUCCCCUCAGCUGCCUGGUCAUCGGAAGCAGAGGUCUGAGCACGCUCAAGAGGGCUCUGAUGGGGAGCGUGAGCACCUACGUUGUCAACCACGCGGCCUGCCCGGUCACGGUUGUGAAGGAGAACAUGUAGGCGUACCUGCAGCUUGCUACUGAUGAUUAUACGCCGUCUGCAACCUCGAAACAAGGAGAUAAUACCGUCCGCGAGAACGAUAGUACUGUAACGUCUAUGCGAUAGCAUGUAAGCCCAUAUACUGGUAUGGCAAUAAACUGUGCUCGGCGUGCACUCAUGUUCUGUAUCUUGAAAAAGGCACAUAGUUCACAUCAAUACUGUUGAAUUGGACUCUGAAUGUAAAA